CUGACACCUGACAGUAGGACAGCAGUGUCAAGGAAUUUAUAUAUUACUACUGGCAAGAUAAAAUCUUUCUUUCAAUCCGAUUUGCUUGCGACUACGGAGUAUUUCAGAGUAAUCUCUGUAUUGAAAUUCCACAAUGGUUGCCGCUAAGAAACAGAAAAAGACUAUCGAGUCUAUAAACUCCAGAUUGGCUCUGGUAAUGAAAUCUGGCAAAUACUGUUUGGGAUACAAGCAGACUCUCAAAACCCUGCGCCAGGGCAAGGCUAAGCUGGUUAUCAUUGCCAAAAAUGCACCACCACUAAGGAAAUCUGAAAUAGAGUACUAUGCACUGUUAGCAAAAACAGGAGUACAUCACUACAGUGGCAACAACAUUGAGUUGGGCACAGCUUGCGGAAGGUACUACAGGGUGUGCACAUUAGCCAUCACAGACCCUGGAGACUCUGACAUCAUUACAACCUUGCCAGAGGCGACAGCUUAGAUUAUUAAACUAGGUGUAUUUUAAAAAAA
This is a messenger RNA of Bicyclus anynana (squinting bush brown), 504 nucleotides long. RefSeq names its product 60S ribosomal protein L30 (gene RpL30). Lineage: Eukaryota; Metazoa; Arthropoda; Insecta; Lepidoptera; Nymphalidae. The coding region runs from base 134 to 475 and encodes 113 amino acids. The transcript is spliced from 4 exons. The record is from RefSeq and is a predicted model, not a curated record. Gene Ontology annotation, cellular component: cytosolic large ribosomal subunit. Gene Ontology annotation, molecular function: structural constituent of ribosome; RNA binding.